AUGUCAUUCUUUUAAUACACUCAACCAUGAUAAAUACCAAACAGUUUUCCCAGCUGAAAACGCCAAAAAUCUCCAUAAAAAAGUAAUCUUUCCGAGUAAAUCAUUCGCUGCCGUGAAAUCUGCAUCAAACUGCUUGUUUGAUCAACAAGCAAUCCCUGCGUGUAAAGAUUUUUGUGAUUCUUGGAUGCUGAAAAGUUUGUAGCUUUGAUGAUGUGAAGUGGAGAUGUGAAGGAGUGGCUGAGGUUUUGGUGAAUAAAUUGAAUCAGUUUUGUUUUAUUUGUUUGAGGCAAAUGAGGUUGGAUUGGAGAGUUUGAUGAUGCUUGCUUGGUAUCGUGAAUCAGAAUUGUGGGAGAACAUAGAGGUGGAGAAAUUGAGAUUUAACUGCCAUUUGAUGCUGUCGUGGUGGUUGUUUCCCGACAAUUUUGAACAUUUGUAGUGUGAGGGAAGAAGUGUUCCUCAAGCAUUAGGUUGUGUAUAGUGAUUGAUUUUGGUGUAGCGUUAUUGUCGUUGUCGUUGCUCCAUGAUAAUUUAGAGUGUUUGUAAAAUAUACUGUGACAAAAAAAAGUAUGCUUGAGCAUUAGGUUCUGUAUAGUGAUAUUCAGGAAAAAAUGCAAAGAGUUCGAGUUUCAUCACAUCAGUCUCCGGUGCAUAAGCUGGGGGAUUCGCAGAUGACUUUGUCUCCGAAGUUUAAGUUAGCUGCAACAUGUUCUGCCUUGCUUGACCCUGCACUACAGUUCGAGCUAUCUAUGAGGGGGGAGCCUUUGAUUCCCGGACUUCCUGAUGAUAUUGCUCUGCAGUGCCUCCUUCGGUUGCCGGUCGAUAAGCACACAGCUUGCAAGACUGUGUCCAGGCGUUGGUACUCUUUGUUUGGAAGCAAAGAACAAUUUUUCACCCUGAGGAAGGAGCUUGGGUUUCACGAUCCAUGGCUUUUUGUAUUUGCUUAUCACAAAUGUACCGGGAAGAUCGAGUGGAAGGUUCUAGACCUCACCCACUUGUCGUGGCACACAAUCCCGGCUAUGCCUUGCAAGGACAAGGUGUGCCCGCAGGGUUUCCGGUGCGUUUCCAUCCCACACGAGGGGGCUCUCUUUGUUUGCGGGGGAGUAGUUUCCGACGUUGACUGUCCGCUUAAUUUAGUGUUGAAGUACGAAGCGCGUAGGAACCGUUGGACGGUCAUGAAGCAGAUGAUCACAGCCAGGUCGUUUUUCGCGAGCGGGGUUAUCGAUGGUAUGAUAUAUGUUGCCGGAGGUAAUAGCACGGACUUGUUUGAGCUUAAUUCGGCCGAGGUAUUGGAUCCUGAGAAAGGCAUGUGGCGGCCCGUUGCUGGCAUGGGGACAAUGAUGUCCUCGUACGACGCGGCAGUUCUAAACGGGAAGCUUCUCGUGACAGAAGGCUGGUUUUGGCCCUUCUAUGUCGUCCCUAGAGGUCAAAUAUACGACCCAUCAACUGAUAAUUGGGAGGAUAUGGCUGCUGGGCUCCGGGAGGGAUGGACAGGAUCAAGUGUUGUGAUGCACAGUCGCUUGUUUGUAGUGACGGAGCAUGAACGGACGAAAUUGAAGGUGUAUGACUCAGGGGAUGAUACUUGGGAUAUUGUAGAGGGUCCGGCUUUACCUGAGCAGAUAUGCAAGCCAUUCCGUGUCAGCAGUUGGGAGUCUAAGAUUUAUGUCGUUGGACGGAAUCUCCAUGUGGCCAUUGGCCAUAUUGUGAAGCUUGGUCCGAGUGCUACAUGUGAAAAGAAAUGUAGAUUUUCUGUUCAGUGGCAAAUGGUGGACGCUCCUGGAACCCUCUUUGACCUAACGCCGUCAAGUGCACAGGUUCUAUUUGCUUAGAAGGUGUUUGUUUUUCAUUUUUCGCUUUAUGUUCUUGUUUUGUCAUGUUCGUGCUGCUGCAUGAAUAACUAUAAGAGGGCCUAUGAAUUAGAGGGAAUUGCUUUGUAUGGAUUGCUUUUGUUAUAUAAAUAUAUACAUCAUAUAUAUGUGUAAAGGUUAUGUAUAUCUAUACUUGUUUACUUUUGCCUUA
Salvia hispanica is the source of this 2016-nucleotide messenger RNA. Its product is annotated as Galactose oxidase/kelch repeat superfamily protein. Gene Ontology annotation, molecular function: protein binding. NCBI's taxonomy places the organism in Eukaryota, Viridiplantae, Streptophyta, Magnoliopsida, Lamiales, Lamiaceae. The record is from RefSeq and is a predicted model, not a curated record.